AGAACGGCUGCUUCAUCGCCAGCUGUAUCGGUUGUCAACAGCUUCGAUACUCCAGGCAGGUGGACAUACUAAGAAUGGUAUGCAGUCUACGUCUGGACAGGGGUGGUAUGGUCCAGACUACUGAGCAGUACCAGUUCCUGUAUGCCACCCUGGCUCAGUACAGCACACAGCUGGAGAUGCAACCCGCCAGACCGCAGGAGGACCAAGGGAACCUGGAGAACCAGGGGAACAAGGAGAGCCAGGGGAGCAAGGAGAGCCAGGGGAGCAAGGAGAGCCAGGGGAGCAAGGAGAGCCAGGGGAACAAGGAGAGCCAGGGGAACAAGGAGAGCCAGGGGAACAAGGAGAGCCAGGGGAACAAGGAGAGCCAGGGGAACAAGGAGAACAAGGACAACAAGGAGAAGAAAGAGAGCAGAGGCAAGGGAGAAGACCGGGAGAACCAGGUCAUCAGGUCCAGUGCUGACAGCACAGCUUCAGAAACAGUAUGACAUCAUCGCACCACGCAGACCUCUGGAGCACUGCUCAGCGUGCGGCACAGUGAUCAGCUAUUCUACUGCCCAAGGCCCACUUCUCAUAACGUUAUCUGUUAUCAAUGUUCUUUUCUGAAGCAUACAUGAGGACAUUGGGACAAAUGUAUAUUUAUCCUCAUGGAUAUGUGUAUUAAAUUGUAAUUUGUGACAUCA
Molecule: messenger RNA, 680 nt
Organism: Hypomesus transpacificus
Lineage: Eukaryota; Metazoa; Chordata; Actinopteri; Osmeriformes; Osmeridae
Product: spore wall protein 2-like
Exons: 2
Coding region: 75-485 (136 amino acids)
Source: RefSeq, a predicted model, not a curated record